GGUAAUCUUUGAUAUACCUACGUAACUACCUGUCAUUUUCACCACCGCUCCUCACUCCUCUCGCUCCUCUUGGACAUACGAGGGAGGGAGAAACGAGAACCGCCCAAAUAUGCGUGCGCACCCGCUACCUCUCGCCUCGUAAUCGUAACCCGGCUCGAGAAGCAGACUGCCGUAGAGUACCUACCUAUCUCCUCCCUUCUACCCGUAUCCCCCGGGCAUGUCGUGGGACACCCGUCCGCAAAUACAAAUAUGUCUCUGUACCACGAGACGGCCGGUGUCCUGUCAGCGACGUCUUCGAAUCCUGCUGCCGGCGGUAGCUUGAAGACCCGCGUCUUCGCCAACAAGGGCCUGAAAUCCCCUCCGCAGCAGGUCUAUGCUCUGGCCCUCGAGACCUGUAAAUGGAGCGCCGUGCUCAAGGAGGUCAUCGAUGGCUCGGAGCUCCUGCGACAGGAGCGCAAGCUCAGCCCCGUGCUCGCCCUCCUGCUAGUUCAUGACUUCCUGCUCGCUAAGAGAGGCAUCGCCCUGCCCGCUACCCACGGUCUGAGGACCACCAUCGAGCGCCACAAGGCCCGCCUAAAUGCCGAAUUCACCAAGGCCCGGCUGCGUAGGCGGGCGGCUUCGGUCGAAGCCUUGCGCCAGCAGAUAGCCGCCGAGUUUCUAGCCGAGACGACCGGCUAUCCGCGAUGGGUGCGCGUGAACACGUUGAAGACCACCAUCGAAGAGCAGCUGGCCACCACCUUCGCCGACUUCACUCGGGCCCUUAGCGUCCAAGAGGUCAUAUCCAUCCCCGGCAAGUGCCUCUACGUCGACGACCACAUCCCCAACCUGCUCGCGGUGUCGCCGAGCUUCGAGAUCACCAAGACCGAGGCCUACGUCUCGGGCGCCGUCAUCCUGCAGGACAAGGCCUCGUGCUUCCCGGCCUACCUGCUGGACCCGCGGGCCGAGGACGGCGACAUCGUCGACUCGUGCGCCGCGCCCGGCAACAAGACGACGCACCUCGCCGCGCUCGUGCACUCGCGCGUCCCGGAGGGCGAGACCUGCGCCCAGACCGUCUUCGCGUUCGAGAAGGACCGGGGCCGCGCCCGGACCCUCGACAAGAUGGUCCAGCUCGCCGGCGCCAAGGGCACCGUGCGGAUCAGCUUCGGCCAGGACUUCCUGCGCGUCGACCCGCACGCCGACAUGUUCCGCCGCGUCGGCUGUCUGCUGCUCGACCCGAGCUGCUCCGGCAGCGGCAUCGUCGGCCGCGACGACGUGCCGCCGCUGCACCUCCCGGACGCGCCCGGCGCGCCCGGGCCCGCGCCCGCGCCGCGCCCCCACGACGCCGCCGGCCGCAAGCGCAAGCGCGACUACGACGCCGACUCCGGCCCCGACGCCGGCCCCGUCCUCGUCGACGACGACGGCCGCGAGACCCCCGUGGCGUCCGCGGCGGAGCUCCGCGCGCGCCUCGCGGCCCUGUCCGCCUUCCAGCUCGCGCUGCUGGAGCACGCGUUCCGGUUCCCGGCGGCGCGGCGCGUCACCUACUCGACGUGCUCGGUGCACGCGGCGGAGAACGAGGGCGUGGUGCGGCGCGCGCUGCGGUCGGACGUGGCGCGGGCGCGCGGGUGGCGGGUGCUCGCGCGGGCGCGGCAGCCGCGCGGGCUGCGCGAGUGGCCGGUGCGGGGCGUCGUCGAGGACGCGAAAACGGACGGGGACGAGGGCGAGGACGACGCCGUCGAGGUCGCCGACGCGUGCGUCCGGUCCUACAAGGACGACGGCCGCGGCGUCAUGGGCUUCUUCGUGUGCGGGUUCGUGCGCGACGGCGGCGAGGCGGCGGCGGCGGCAGCAGGGGGCGACGGGCCGUACCUGCGCGAUAGCGACGGGCGCAUUGUUAGGGACUAUGCGGGCAUGCCGACGCUGAAGCCGGGGCUCGCGAAGAGGGCUGCCGUGGAGGAAGAAGACGAAGAAGAAGAAGAUGACGACGAUGACGAAGAGGAGGGGGAGGACGACGAUACGGGGUCCGGCGAGGAUGCGAGCAGCGACAGCGAGCCGAGCGACGAGGAGGAGGGCGACGGCGACGACGAGUGGAAUGGGUUCGGCGAUUGAGUCGUGUCUAAGAAGAGCGCUGCCCCGUUGGCCUAGACGGCGUCGUGUGCUGCCCGGUCUGGCAUACGCACGUGAUACCGCGUCAUGUAUAACGCGGCGAGACCAGGAGCUUUAGAUAUAUACCACGGGCGUGCCCCUGCUUACGAGACAUCGACCUGUCUACGUGGCCUUUACUACACUUCCCCUUCGUACGGUUGACUUUUUCCAUUUUUCUCGUGUCUACAUGCAAUCCGUCGUAGUAGUGGUAGUGUAGGAGUAGGAGCAGUACGCGCACAAGCCGAUUCUGCAUACAAAUCAUCACCGCCGAUCAAGCGAUCAACCACUCCUCUCCAUAUGCAGCCUUUGGAUGCUCCUCUCCUCUUACCUGCCUAGACUCGUUUGCUCACUCGCAUCGCAUU
This is a messenger RNA of Durotheca rogersii, 2480 nucleotides long. RefSeq names its product S-adenosyl-L-methionine-dependent methyltransferase. The record is from RefSeq and is a predicted model, not a curated record. Gene Ontology annotation, cellular component: nucleolus. Gene Ontology annotation, molecular function: methyltransferase activity. NCBI's taxonomy places the organism in Eukaryota, Fungi, Ascomycota, Sordariomycetes, Xylariales, Xylariaceae. The coding region runs from base 250 to 2082 and encodes 610 amino acids. Gene Ontology annotation, biological process: rRNA base methylation. The transcript is spliced from 2 exons.